AUGCCACCAAAAUCAAACAUCGAUGAUGAAGAAGAAGAGAGUGUCGAACAUUUCGAAUUUGUGUACGAUAGUGAAGAUCAAGAAAUUACAGAAGAAAUCAGACAAUCCGUGACAAAGUUGAUUGUGCGCGGGCCUAAUGUAAAGACUAUUAAAGAGGGGGGCUUCAAGGAAUGUGAAAAUCUAAAGGAAGUUGAUUUCACCGAGGCAACUGCGUUGGAAACGAUUGGAGAAUGGGCCUUUUUCAAGUGUCCUAUAUGUGAAAAUCUAAAGAAAGUUGAUUUUACCGAGGCAACUGCAUUGGAAACGAUUGGAGAACUAGCCUUUUGGAAGUGUCCUAGUCUCCUUGCUUUCAAGUGCCCAUCCAAUGUAACGUCUAUUGGAGAGAGCGCCUUUCAGGACUGCUCAAAGCUAAAGGAAGUUAAUUUCACUCAGGCAACUUCGUUACAAACGAUUGGAUUACACGCCUUUUUAAAUUGCGGUCGCCUCCUUACUUUCAAGUGCCCAUCCAAUGUCAAGACUAUUGGAGUGGAUGCCUUUGCUAUAUGUGAAAAUCUAAAGGAAGUUGACUUCACCGAGGCAAAUGCGCUGGAAACAAUUCAAGAACAAGCCUUUCGGAAGUGUCCUAGCCUCCUUGCUUUCAAAUAUCCAUGCAAUGUAACGGCUAUUGGUUAUGCUGCCUUUUCGGAAUGUGAAAAGCUAGAGGAAGUUGAUUUCACCAAAGCCACAGCUUUGGAAAGGAUUGGAUAUCGAGCCUUUUACAAGUGUCCUAGUCUCCUUGCUUUCAAUUGUCCAUCCAAUGUCAAGACUGUCGGACAAUAUGCCUUUCAGCAGUGUGAAAAUCUAAAGAAAGUUGAUUUCACCAAGGCAACUGCGUUGGAAACGAUUGAAUAUGGAGCCUUUACAGAUACUGGUCCUGAAAUGGUCUACGUCGCUCCCAACGUGACGGUUGUCGGAAAGAAUAUCCUCCAGAAUUGCCCGAAGCUCCAAUCCUUGAAGAUUCCUAGUGUAAAUCCAGCGAUUCACAUUCGAUUGUACACAGCACUCUACGAAGAUCAAAGAAAGAAUGUGUUCACUUUGGAUGAUAUAGUGAGUGUCUAUGCUUGCAAUCCAAUAAAGAAUUCCGAAUUGCUGGAGAACGUGGGUGACGAAAAAUCGAUUCUUGACCAAUUGAGAGCAAAGUAUAUUGGUUCCAUUGUCGAUGGUUCACGGCGUUUACUUUCGAUUCCCGACCGCAAUUGGUGGUUGCAAUUCUUGGUGAACAACGUGGGCGAUGGAACGGAUGACCCUGACAUGAGAACGUUAUUAGACCAUCUGAAAACUGUGGAUAUCAAAAGAGUCCGACAGCUCGCCGAGACCAAGGAUCAAUCCGGGCGUGUUGCAAAGUCAGUGGCAUCCAAACACAUCCAAAAAGUGUUUGAAGAACGAUAA
Messenger RNA from Cylindrotheca closterium, 1428 nucleotides. NCBI's taxonomy places the organism in Eukaryota, Bacillariophyta, Bacillariophyceae, Bacillariales, Bacillariaceae. The record is from the annotation of a GenBank genome assembly.